CCCGGCUGGUCACAUGAUGGCUCCCUGGGAGUGGGCUGCAGCAAAGCCUGCCAGCCCCACUUUAAGGAAGCCAGCUUUGCUGCAUAUGGCAGAGCCUGCAACACAUGUAACCACUGAGUUUUAGUGGUUACAUGAUUACAUGUUUAAACUACUUGCUACAUCUCUAGUGUAUGGCAAAAGUGGCUUCAAGUCACCUUUACAAUUCCCUCUUUCUGGGACCAUCAAACUUUCGGCCUGGUAGAGUAGCUUCAGAGCAGCCUGUGGCCAGCAUAUUUCAGCAGCUGAAGAUUACCAGGCAUGGAGAUGCUUGGGGAAGGAGAGGAAAUGGGAAGACACAGAAGUCACUGUCACCACCGUACGAUAACACAGGGGAAUAUAUUGGUCAAAUCCUAAUCUGUGUUUCAAAGUGCAACCAGUGCUUAGUAUUUGCUAUUCAAUAGCUCACUUCCUUCCAUGUGCAUGAUUAGAUUUUUUUUAAAAAAGUGUUUUGUAGUUUUUUCCCCUCAGAUUUUUAAAAUUCUGAUUUAAUUUUUACUACUUAAGCGGCCUGACUAAUGAGCAUGUCACUUACCUUGGAUAUUAGAUUGAGCAGUUUCACCUUUUGGUCAGUUUCAGACCCCAGUACUUAUGUUCUAGCCUAGAGGGUCUCCAUUUUUUUCUGUACCAGGUGUAACUCAGCACCAUUUUAAUUUGCAGUAAGGGAAGGGCAGAGAUGAUGGUAAUUACCUGCAGAGUUGAAAUUCACUCCAUGGUGAGAAUCCAGACAUGUAAAAUCCUUUUUUCUUUAAGUUUCCAAUGUUACAGGGUACAAUUUUUUAAUAGCCAUUGAAUUUCAGAAAAUUUCUAAAGGCCUUAUUUUAAAAUGAUAUCUUCAUUUGGGACUCAGAUCUUUCUUUAGGUUAUGUAGACAGUAUAACUACUACACCAUUUAUGUUUGAGCAGAAGUGAGGAUUUCAGCUGGGGUAAUUGCACAUCUUGAAUUUGCAUACUUGAUACCGAUGUACAUAGUCCAAGUAGUAAUACAGUUGCUAAACUGGAUGCUAAAGAGUGCUUGCAUAUGGGGGAGUUUAUCAUGAUAAUAAACUUGUUUUUCCAUGGUGUAUUCCUCCAUUACAGACCGCUUCCUUUCCGCGAAGCUGGAAGACAACCUGUUUUACAUCAAGUAGUUCUUCCGACACCGUGAACCAGAAGUGGGGAGGAGUGGGGUGGUACAUGGGGAGGGUCACAAGCUCCCCUGCUUGGUUUAUGCUGAGCAAACUCAGUCACAUUGCUGAAGCCAGCUGCCUUCACUUUGGCCCCCAUUCCCCUUCAGACACACAUUACCCCUUCCAUGAGCCAUGCAGCCAUCUAUCUUAGGUUCCUAUAUGGUCCCAUCACCUGAGUGUCUGAUCCCUCUUGAUCUUGAAUAUGUUUUUUCUCACAACAGUCCUGGGAGGCAGAGACUGACGGCAUAUCCCCCUUUUACAGCUUUUGACCUUUCUUGGAGUGCUGAGGCCCCUGCCUAUGCAGAAUGGACCCUGUUGUUCUGAGUUAUGUGGACAGCUUGCUGAGGCAGUCGGAUGUGUCCUUGCUGGAUCCCCCCAACUGGCUUAAUGACCACAUCAUUGGAUUUGCCUUUGAGUACUUUUCUAGUGACCAGUUCCAAGACUUUUCCGAACAAGUAUGCUUUGUCAGUCCCGAAGUGGCUCAGUUCAUCAAGUGUGCCACCAGCCCAGAGGAAGUUGCUGUGUUCCUGAAGCCGCUGCGCCUCCCGCACAAGGAGGUGGUGUUCCUGGCCAUCAAUGAUAAUUCCAACCAGGCUGCUGGGGGCACCCAUUGGAGCCUGUUGGUUUACUUCCGGGACAAAAACUGCUUUGCUCAUUAUGACUCCCAGAGAAAGAGCAACUCUGCUCAUGCCAAGCAGGUGGCAGGGAAGCUGGAGACAUUUCUGGGCAAGAGAGGAGGCAGAGUGGCCUUUGUAGAGGAGAAGGCCCCUGCCCAGCAGAACAGCUAUGACUGUGGAAUGUAUGUGAUCUGUAACACAGAGGCUCUGUGUCAGGGGUACUUCAGGGGCCUGCAGGAGUCAGUCCUGCAGCUCCUCACACCUUCAUAUAUCACGCGGCGGCGGUCAGAAUGGAAAGCUCUCAUUGCCAGACUUGCUUGCAAAUGAUUGAAAUGUAUUUGCUCUCUCCCACGCUCCUUCUCCAUUCCCAAGACCUACCUUUCCUGGCCUCUAGUCUCCACCCCCAGUGCCUGAGGGAGGUAGCUAUGUACAGGAUUGCUCCACCAAAAGAAUGUGACCCCUCCCGCAUGGCUACACUGCGCCACCUCAGCUAAAAAGCCAGUCUCCUCUACAACCCACUAGCCUUCAGACUUAAGGACAGGUACUAUUGCUUUGUGCAUCCAGCAGCAGUGUUAUGCGUUCAAGCACUUUUCAAACUAGGUAGGAGAAGGUUCCUCCCCCUGCAAGCAAACUGUCCUCCUUAGGUGAUUUUAAAUGUUCUCUCUAGUCUAAGUCAAACCAGCUUCAGUGGUGUCUGUCAUACAUACGUACGGCCUACUUUUAUAAGGACACCUCUGCUUUCUCCCUGCUUCUUAAUUGUGUCUCCCUGUUACAGGAUUUAGCAAUCUAGCUACACAAUUAGGUCCAAAAAUUUGGUACUGGGAUAUCCAUAUCUUGUCCUCUGAGAGUAUAAAGUUACACCUGCACAAUCAGCAUUAAAGCUGAGGAUCAUUUAAAGGGGCCUCCAAAGGUAAGAAGAAAAGUGAUUUUUGCCCUCUUUUGGUGCUUUUUUAAAGAUGUAUAACAAAGGCCUGCUUGUUUUGGUGUCAGAAAUGCACUUUUUUUUGUAUCCUGGAUGGUUGAACCACUGGAAAACUAGUAGAAGAGUGUCAAAACAAGUGCUAAGACAGUGAAACCUGCUUGAGAUGGGGAGAGUUUUAACCACUGAAUAAAGCUUAUUUUCCUCUGCACUUUCUUUGUACAAGUAUCUGAAAAAAGUUGGAAGGGAAAAAAAAACCCUCAGCUUCCACCCCUCCAGUUAAGUUUUAAGAGAACUCAAUAAACAAGACCUCCAACAACCUCUCUAGCAAAAUUCCCUCCUCCCCCCAAAAAAACCCUUUUAUAUUCCUAGUUUACAAAACAAAGGAAAAAACCUCUUGGAUCUUUUCAUGUAUCAUAAAAAGCGGUAUGGGCUAGGAGUGCACACACAAGUGUGGUGUCUGAUUUUUCAG
This is a messenger RNA of Pelodiscus sinensis (Chinese soft-shelled turtle), 3213 nucleotides long. The record is from RefSeq and is a predicted model, not a curated record. Lineage: Eukaryota; Metazoa; Chordata; Testudines; Trionychidae.